Messenger RNA from Copidosoma floridanum, 1931 nucleotides. Its product is annotated as peptidylprolyl isomerase domain and WD repeat-containing protein 1. Gene Ontology annotation, molecular function: protein binding; peptidyl-prolyl cis-trans isomerase activity. NCBI's taxonomy places the organism in Eukaryota, Metazoa, Arthropoda, Insecta, Hymenoptera, Encyrtidae. Gene Ontology annotation, biological process: protein peptidyl-prolyl isomerization. The record is from RefSeq and is a predicted model, not a curated record.
AGUUACUCUAAAUACUCGAAUUCAAUAUAUAAACACUUAAAAAAAUAUUAAACAGUGUAAACACAGUUACAAACUUGAAUUAUGAGUGAGAAAAGAAAAGCUGAAGAUAAUGGAAGUGAUAACGAAGAAUGGAUUGGACCUUUGCCUUCUGACUCAGCUCCACAAAAGAAACAAAAAGUUUUACAGUAUGAAAAAGUAUAUCUCCAUAAUUUACCUUCUUACGAAUGCUAUGAAAAAUCAUACAUGCACAGAGAUGUCAUUACCCACAUUGUUGUCACAAAAUCUAACUUUAUUGUUACUGCCAGCUGUGAUGGACACGUCAAAUUUUGGAAGAAACAAGAUGAGUUAAUUGAAUUUGUUAAGCAUUUUCGAGCUCACCUACAGUCAAUUCGAGCUCUAGCAGCUAGUAGCAAUGGAGUUCAUUGCUGUACAGUUAGUUUAGAUAAAUGUAUGAAAAUAUUUGACAUUGUGAACUUUGACAUGAUAAACAUGAUGAAUCUUAGUUAUACACCUCAGUGUGCAGAGUGGAUUUAUUCUCGUGGUGAUGCCAUAGCUGCGAUUGCAGUUACUGAUCAAGAUUCAAAUAAAAUAUAUGUUUAUGAUGGUCAAGGAGCAGAAACUCCACUACACAUUUUUGAUAAACUUCACUCAAAACCCGUCGUUUUGUUGAAAUACAAUCCUGUUUACGAUAUUUGCAUAUCUGUAGACAAAGCCGGAAUGUUAGAAUAUUGGACUGGUCCAAAAACAGACUAUUGUUUUCCAAAAAAUGUUGAAUUUUCCUCAAAAUUUGACACUGAUUUGUAUGAGUUUGCAAAAAACAAAACAUAUCCUUGUGGCCUUGCUAUAUCUAAUGAUGGAAAAAAGUUUGCAUCAACAAGUGGUGACCGAAAAGUUAGGGUAUUUAAUUUUCUUACUGGAAAAAUGUCUAGGGUAUACGAUGAGGCUUUACAAAGAUUUUCUGAGUUGCAACAAGCCACGCAACAACUCCCAAAUAUGGAAUUUGGUAGAAGAAUGGCCGUUGAAAGAGAGUUGGACAAAACUGAAACAAAUCUUGGCAACGUUGUGUUUGAUGAGUCUGGAUACAUGAUAAUGUACAGUACAAUGUUGGGAGUAAAACUAGUGAACACCUACACCAAUCGCUGCAUGAAAAUCUUUGCAAAACCGGAAAAUAUCAGACCUAUACAGCUGGCACUCUUUCAAGGAAAAGCGAAAAAAACUGCUGUAACUGUAGAAAUGGAAGCAUCGGAUAAUCCUACUAUGGAUUUAACCAAGCCAGAUCCCAUUCUUUUCUGCACAGCACACAAAAAGAACCGCUUUUAUAUGUUUACAAGACGAGAACCGGACGACACUAAGGGUCCCGAAUGCGAUCGCGACGUUUUCAAUGAAAAACCUUCCAAAGAAGAUAUUAUUUCUUCCACAGAAACGUCCAACAUGCAAAAGAUUUUCGACACGGCCAUCCUUCAUACAACGCUGGGAGAUAUUCACGUAAACCUCUUUGGAAAAGAUGUACCAAGAACGGUGGAAAACUUUUGUGUACACUCGAAAAGUGGCUACUACAACAGCCAUAUUUUCCAUAGAGUUAUCAAAGGCUUCAUGAUACAAACUGGUGAUCCAACUGGUACUGGCACUGGUGGUGAGAGCAUAUGGGGUGGAGAGUUUGAAGAUGAGUUUAGAAAAAAUUUAAAGCACGACAGACCUUACACCUUGAGUAUGGCAAACGCCGGAUCAAACACAAAUGGCAGUCAGUUUUUCAUCACUCUCACUCCAACGCCCUGGCUCGACAAUAAGCACACCGUUUUUGGUAGAGUUGUCAAAGGAAUGGAAGUGGUGCAAAAUAUUAGCCAAGUAAAAACAAAUCCCAAGACUGACAAACCAUACGACGAUAUAAGGAUCAUUAGCGUUACUCUGAGAUAAUCAACUGCAACCGAAAU